AGUAAUAAUAUAUUCAUAUGCAACCCCCCACAUGCCAUAUCUUUACUGGUUGGUCAAUACAUUUUCCUGACAUUAAAUUCUGGGUUUUAUUUUAUGACAUUGUUGCUACAAUUAAGAAGAUUCUUCCAUAAUACCUCUCCAAGAUCUCAUUGUGCAUUCAUUUUCUUACCAAAACAAAACAGGAAAAGAAACAGAAUUCAUAUUAGUUGUCUUUUCUCCAUUAAAAUCAAGAAAAUGUCUGUUCUUUCUUGCUGUACAUAUAGACAGAGAUAGAACUUCCAUGGAUCUUUGAUCAAGGAGAAAUUACAAGGAAUUUUCUCAGGGAGGAGAAAAGGGCCGGAGAUGGAGAAAUCAAAUGGAACGUGUCGGCCUCAAUCCUGGUUUGUUAUUUUCGUUUCAUUUGGUUUAUGGUUCGUUUUGUUUUAUUUCAAUUCUGAAGCUUUUAUUAGUAGUAAGAACAAGGUUCAAUCUGUAAUGGCUGAUUACGUAUACGGGAUUACUUAUCCCCAAUCGAUUAAUCCGGUUGAGAAUGUCACCGACACUGAUGAAUCCACCGUAGAUGACAAUAGCGUAGAUGAACCAGUUGAAAUCGAUGAACCCAGAAAUGAAGAUCCAAUUGCGAAAAAUGGGAAUGAAACGGAUGAUCUGACGGAUUUGGUAAAGGAAAUCGAGGCCGAUUCUGGACCUGAUCCUUCAUGUUCCGGGAAGUACAUCUAUGUGCAUGAUUUGCCGAGUGAAUUCAAUGAAGAUUUGAUCAAGGAAUGUCGAACGCUUAAUAAGUGGAUCGAAAUGUGUCAAUAUAUGGUGAAUGCUGGACUUGGUCCAAGAAUCGGGAAUUCGCAGGGUGUUUUUUCGACAAAGGGUUGGUUUUCGACGAAUCAAUUCAUGUUGGAAGUCAUAUUUCAUAACAGGAUGAAGCAGUACAAGUGUUUGACAACCGAUUCUUCGAUAGCUUCGGCGGUGUUUGUGCCGUUUUAUGCAGGUUUUGAAGUUGCACGUUAUCUAUGGGAUACUGAUGUGCCGACCAGAGAUGCUGCUAGUCUUGCUCUAGUGAAAUGGCUCACUUCGAAACCUGAAUGGAAGGUUUUAGGAGGGAGAGAUCAUUUCAUGGUGUCUGGUAGGAUUACAUGGGAUUUCAGAAGGUUAACAGAAAAAGAUGAAGAUUGGGGUAACAAAUUGAUGGUUUUACCUGAAGUUAGGAACAUGUCGACCUUAACAAUCGAAGCUAGCCCGUGGCAUCGGAAUGAUUUUGGAGUGCCGUAUCCGACUUACUUCCAUCCUUCAUCGGAUAGUGAGGUUUUUCAGUGGCAAAGCAGGAUGAGGAGACAACGGAAGCGUUUCUUGUUUUCGUUUGUGGGUGCACCAAGAAACAGCACUAAAUUGAUUCGGAAUCAGCUCAUUGACCAGUGCUUAUCGUCAAAGAAAUGCAGGUUACUGGAUUGCAAUAAAGGUAACAAGAAAUCCUGCGACCAACCAAGUAAAGUGAUGAAAGUGUUUCAAAACUCAAUUUUCUGUCUAGAGCCUCCAGGAGACUCGCCAACUCGAAGGUCCGCUUUUGAUGCGAUAUUGGCUGGGUGUAUACCAGUAUUUUUCCAUCCAGGGUCUGCAUACACUCAGUACACAUGGUUCUUACCGCGAGACUAUAAGAAGUAUUCAGUUUACAUACCAGAAGAUCAAGUAAGAGACGGGAAGGUAAACAUAGAAUCGGUUCUACAACGUUAUUCAAGGGAUCAAGUUCGUCGGAUGAAGGAAGAGGUCAUUAAGCUGAUACCAAGGGUAAUAUAUGCAGAUCCAAGGUCUAAACUGGAGACUGUUGAAGACGCAUUCGAUAUAGCCAUUGAGGGAGUACUCGAGAGGGUGGAGAAAGCGAGAAUUGAUCUAAGAGAAGGCCGAAAUCCUGACGAGCCUCCUUAUCUUGAGACAAACACAUGGAAGUACAAUUUGUUCAAGACAGAGGAGAAACAUGAAUGGGAUCAUUUUUUUUACGACUGAUUACGAAAUCAAAGGAAAGUCGAACAGAACACAAAAUAGAUAAAUAGUCACACACAGGAUUAGAGCAAGCAAAGUUGUCUCACAUUUUAGUACUUCAUUCAUAUAUACCAAUUCUGAUUUCAACUUUAUACAGGACUUCAAAAUGUUUCAGUCGAAGUUAUCUGUAAAUAUGAAUUUAGUUCUAUGAAUGUGAAUAUUUGCUGCUAUCUGCUUCAAACUCGUGCAUCUAGCAUUAUGUGGCUGCAAUCUCAUUCAAUUCAGAUUGGUUAUCAGAAGAAAAUGUAUCCUCGUAUUGUAGCUGAGAACAAAAUCAUGUGUAUAAUUGAAGUUCAAUGAACAAGAAAAAGUAAAAAUCAGUGUUGUUGCAUCA
Molecule: messenger RNA, 2362 nt
Organism: Papaver somniferum (opium poppy)
Lineage: Eukaryota; Viridiplantae; Streptophyta; Magnoliopsida; Ranunculales; Papaveraceae
Product: xyloglucan galactosyltransferase KATAMARI1 homolog
Exons: 1
Coding region: 343-1992 (549 amino acids)
Molecular function (GO): glycosyltransferase activity
Source: RefSeq, a predicted model, not a curated record